AUGCUUGAUGGGUUGAGCCCCCAGGCUGGAAAAAUCUGGAAGAAAGCUAAUCUGACAUUCUCCUUUGAUGGCAAGCGCAUGACCAAGACCUUCCUAAUCUGCAACACAGGGUCUCACGCCGCUAUCCUGGGACUGAAAUGGUUGGACGCACAUAACCCAGAGAUUGAUUGGAACUCAUGCACCCUUACCUUCCCUCAUACCCCUCCGGAGCACAUGGCCAUAGCCAAAGAAGAGGAAGCUGAUCAGAAUCCCCUGGAAGGAGUACCCUCCAAAUACCACCAAUACGCCAAGGUGUUUGGAGAAGAAGAAUUCAACAAGCUUCCUCCCCAUAGGCAUUACAACAUUGGAAUUGAACUCACUGAGGAAGGACCCCUCAACUCCCCCCUUUACAGUAUGACAGACGCUGAGUCCGCCACACUCAAGGACUGGCUCAGGGAUGAGUUGAAGAGUGGGAAGAUCUGUCCCAGCAAGUCUUUGAUCAGUUCCCCUGUAAUGUUUGUUCCCAAAAAGGAUGGUUCCUGCCGCUUGGUUGUUGAUUACCGCCAACUCAAUAACCAGACAAAAAAGAACGUCUACCCUCUACCCCAUCCUGAUGACCUAAUGGCCCAGCUCCGCAGCGCCAAGGUCUUUACUAAACUAGACUUACGGUGGGGAUAUAAUAAUGUCCAAGUUAAGGAAGGUGAUGAAUGGAAGACCGCUUUCCGCACCAAGUAUGGGCUCUAUGAGUCAUUGGUAAUGACAUUUGGUUUGACAAAUGCUCCCGCUUCAUUCCAGCACUUCAUGAACAACCUGUUCAAGGAUCUACUGGACGUAUGCGUCAUCAUCUACCUCAAUGAUAUCUUGAUCUAUUCAAGAGAUGACGUAUCUCACACACAACACGUCCACAAAGUCCUACGGCGCUUAAAGGAGAACCAACUGUUCUGCAAGGCAUCAAAAUGCACGUUCCAUGUCACAUCCGUGGAAUAUUUGGGAAUCAUUGUGUUGGAUAAGGGUUUCAGUCUGGAUAAGCUCAAAAUCCAGGCUGUACAAAAAUGGCUGGUUCCUACAAAGGUCAAAGAAGUGCAAUUGUUCCUGGGAUUUGCCAACUUUCUCUGCCAAUUUGUUGCCAAUUUCAGUCACUUGGCCAGACCCUUGCACAACCUGGUCAAAAAGGAUUUGAUUUGGAAAUGGGGUACAAAGGAACAAGAAGCCUUCCAAAGUCUGAAGGAUGCCAUUACAAACGCCCCGGUACUCUGUCAUGCGGACCCUGCCAAACCUUACUUCUUGGAAACAGACGCCUCAGGUGCAGCACUAGGGUCUAUACUCAGCCAACACCAAGAAGAUGGACAAUUACAUCCACUAGGUUUUCUGUUGGAAUUGUUCAAGGGAGCAGAGCAAAACUAUGAUACGCACAACAAAGAACUACUUGCAAUAAUCCACUCCUUUGAAUACUGGCAUAUCUUCCUGGAGGGCACCAAACACCUGAUCACAGAGUCCAGAACCUUCAACCGCUGCCAUGCACAAUGGCACUUACUCCUUGCUGGCUAUAAUUUCCAAAUUGUGUACCGCCCAGGCAAACAAUCCGGCAAACCGGAUGCCCUGUCCCGCCAAGCCAACCACGCUGACAUUCCCCCUGCCAACCAGACCAUGUUACCAGCCCCCAUAUUUGCUAAUGUUGCCAUAGUCACACCCAAGAAGGAACUCCAGCGCCAGAUUGAAGCCGCAUUGGACCAGGACAAGUCUUUGGAGGGAAUACUCCAAUUCCUCCAGAACAAAUCAAAGGCUCCUCCCUCCAUCAGACAAGCCUUCAAGGAUUAUGAAAUGGAAGCAGGACUAUUGUUCUACCAAGGGCGCAUUGUAGUACCCAACGUUGGUACCCUGAGGACAGAUUUGCUCCAAAUUUUCCACAAUAGCCCCUUAGCAGGACAUCCAGGGAGACAACGCACAUUGGAACUAGUAUCAAGGGAUUACUACUGGCCCAGAAUCCGUGCUGACACCUACUGGCACGUGGACUCCUGUGAGACAUGCCAGCAAAUAAGAAAACCCAAGUACGCACCUAUACCGCCACAGCCACUAGAACUCCCUACCAGACCAUGGCAGCAUGUGUCCUACAAUAUGAUUGUGGACUUGCCAAAGGACAGGAACCAUGACUCAAUCCUGGUCAUCAUUGAUAGCUUCACCAAGUAUGGAAUAUUUGUCAAAUGUUCCAAGAAGUUAAAGGCACCGGAACUGGCAGAACUAUUCCUGGAACAUGUGUGGAAACGUGUUGUACGCCAACUGUAA
Messenger RNA from Rhizoctonia solani, 2262 nucleotides. Its product is annotated as Retrotransposable element Tf2 protein. The record is from RefSeq and is a predicted model, not a curated record. Bases 1 to 2262 code for a protein of 753 amino acids. NCBI's taxonomy places the organism in Eukaryota, Fungi, Basidiomycota, Agaricomycetes, Cantharellales, Ceratobasidiaceae. The transcript has 2 exons. Gene Ontology annotation, molecular function: nucleic acid binding.